AUGGCGGAGCAGAUCCGCAGACUCCUCCGGUUUAGCUUGAGGAAGGAGUCCAAGGCACAAGCAAAGCCUGGCUCCCAGGGAGAGUGUCUAUUUUGCGCCGGACAUCUUCGUUGCAGCGAAUCUCUCACUUUGCCUUGCGGCCACAAGCUCCACGUGGGCUGCUUUCGCUCAUGGCUCGACCACAUGUGCUGCCCCGAAUGCGGGAAAGCGGCCGCCAGCGAAGCUUCAGCACGACACCGGAGGAUCCAUCAACGGCGAUCUUCUUCCAGAACUUCUUCAUCCGGCUCACCACUCACACUAUCCACGAUCACAGAGUGCAGUGAAGAGGAUGAGAUCAAAGGUCGAAAAGAGCAGCGUCGUGAUCGGAUUCGUCACAACGAUGGCCUGCGUAUAUUGAAGAUCUGA
Messenger RNA from Effrenium voratum, 405 nucleotides. The record is from the annotation of a GenBank genome assembly. Lineage: Eukaryota; Dinophyceae; Suessiales; Symbiodiniaceae.